AUGAGCAGUAUUUCGUCAGGUGACACUGGAAGCGUAGAUAAGGAGUUGAUAGAAGCAGGGCAGCACCACUCGCGGGAGGAGCUGACAGUGCGUGAAGAUGCAGUCGGGAUGCGAAGAAGUAACGUACGAGCGUACGUAAGCCUAAGCGGCGUGCGCUCACAGAGGGCUGCAGAAAUGGCUGCGAGUGCGGGAAUCUUGUCGGGGCGUGGCUGGCCGCGUGUAAUCAGCAGCGCAGCCCGCCGCUGCCGUUGCCGCCAUUUGUCGGCCGGCCCCUCCCCUCCCCGCCUCCGCCGCCCCCAGAGGCCUCCGCCCCCGCAGCCUGCAACCAGAUGGGGCCCGCAGCCGCCGCCACCCUCGCCCCGUCAAUACUCCUUACGCCCACUCCCGCCGCUUCCACCGCCGUUGUCCGCCCGUCGCCUGCGAGGAAACCUUAACAGACGGGGAGCGACUGGUCUGCUCUGGAAUAUGACAGCAAGUAAUCACGCCGCCAUUAUGUACCCACAGCCACAGCAGUGA
Molecule: messenger RNA, 516 nt
Organism: Schistocerca nitens (vagrant locust)
Lineage: Eukaryota; Metazoa; Arthropoda; Insecta; Orthoptera; Acrididae
Product: serine/arginine repetitive matrix protein 1-like
Exons: 1
Coding region: 1-516 (171 amino acids)
Source: RefSeq, a predicted model, not a curated record